ACGAUGGAUUCUAUUAAGCUUUUUCAAAAACCAGUCCUUCGAUGAAGCCACACUAAACCAACAAAAUUUUAAAAACAAAAAGCAUCUGUAUAUGUUUGUUUCUGUUUUCAAAUUUCAUAUUCCAUAAAAACGAAAAACAUAGAAAAUGCCUUCAUUUCUUUCCAAAAAACCGACCACACACAAGCCGGAAAUGUCCAACGUGUCACGCCGGGCAUUAAGCACGACGGCUAUCCACAUCAUGGCUUUGGAUUCCAUCGUCAACGUCAAUUCCCUAUUCACUUUAGCACUCUUUCUUGGCCUCAGCUGGUACCCGACCACCGAUCCCGGAACCACCCUCAUCGGAGACGACAUCGACUGCGUUGCCGGACCCCACAUAGCGGAGGGUCUCAUCUCCUUCCACGUGUACUCUUUCAGCUCCUUCCUCUUCUCCAGCCUUAUUGCUUUGGCUCUCAAGCAGACCAUCAAAAUCAGCAAAGAUAGUGGUGGUGGGGAUGGUGGUAGUCAGCUUCUUGGUGUGACCAUGGGGCAUGUUAACAUUGUCUAUUUGAGAUUGGGUACGCUGGUUUCGGCAUUCGGUUCGGUUUUUGGAUGUGGGUUCUUGAUGAUGGCUCUUGUGGAUUUGGUUCAGAUCAAGUUGGGGACUUUGGCAUGUGGGAGUUUGUAUACCAUUGCUGCUGUGGGUCCUCUGGUGAUUUUGGUUCCUCUGGCGCUUUUCAUUUAUGUUUCUCUUGUCCUUCAUGCGUUUUCUCGAUAGGUUGUCUCAAUUCUAUUUGGUGAGUUCCAUUGUUAUGGAUUAACAGAAAAAUUUCCGCUAUGAAAGAAAUUUGAAUUUGUUUAUUUA
This is a messenger RNA of Ziziphus jujuba (common jujube), 841 nucleotides long. RefSeq lists its product as uncharacterized. Lineage: Eukaryota; Viridiplantae; Streptophyta; Magnoliopsida; Rosales; Rhamnaceae. The transcript has a single exon. The record is from RefSeq and is a predicted model, not a curated record. Bases 146 to 754 code for a protein of 202 amino acids.